AUGCUUGCAGCUAUAAUUCUCAUUUCUGAGAUAGAAUUUGACGAGGAUAAAAGAGGAGUUGCUCAAAUAGUGGAUACUGCAACAUUUGCACAUGUGGCUAUACUACUUAACCUUGAUAAAAUCACAUUCGGCGAGGCGCUCAUAACCAGCAAGCGUAAAAUCCAAGACGAUUAUGUUGCAACACAUAAAACAGUGAAACAAGCAAAUGAUGGUCGUGAUGCACUGGCUAAAAUGUUAUAUGAAAGAAUGUUUGGCUGGCUGGUUAGAAUGAUAAACCAGAAUCUUCAUCCAAACAGACUCGGAUCAAGUACAGAUGCGAGCAUCGGGAUAUUAGAUAUUGCCGGGUUCGAGAAACUAAAGAACAAUAGCUUUGAACAACUAUGUAUAAAUCUGGUCAACGAGAAGUUACAAAGCUUCAUGAAUAGGAAGAUCUUUACGAUGGAGUUAGAAAUAUACAAAGAGGAGGGAAUUCAGUUGGAUGGAAUAAAUUUUAAAAACAAUGACGAAUUAUUGGCUAUGUUUGAAACGCCAAAAUCUGGUGUGUUGGCAAUUCUGGAUGAGAACUCCAAUACCCAGCAUGCAUCAGAUAUAGGAUUCGUCCAACAGUUGCAAAGAAAGUUUGGCAAGCAUGAACUGUUCGAACAACCGCCGGGAGACAGACCGAUUUUCUGCAUACAACACUUCGCUACUUCGGUUUCGUACAAUGCAAAAGGCUUUCUAGAGAAAAAUCGUGACAGAUUGAACGAGGAACUGGUUCAAGUGAUGCGAGAGAGUUCAGAUGAAUUCAUAGCUGACCUGUUCAACAUAAAAAGGGGACCAACUGGAACUAUUUCAAUGGAUCCAAGUUUCCAGUUUCGGACUUCGGGUCGAGGAGUUCCAGGUAAGCCGAAACCCCUAACACCAACGCCACAAGGAGCUUCUCUAGCGGCAGAACUCGGUAAAAGUCUUACGAAAAAGUUCGGAACCGUACAGAGACCAUCUGAAAUGACACAAAUCACGCCAGGAAAGAAACAUGCAACGCUUGUUUCCUUUCUCCAGAACUCACUGAUGCAGCUAUUAGAGAAACUUGGUGACGGAGAUCCAUUCUUCGUAAGGUGUAUAAAAGCCAACUCGAACCUUAGGGCAGGCGACUUUGACGAAGCAGUUGUAAUGGAUCAGCUUCGAUACAACGGUUUAGCUGAAAUAGCAAAGAUCAAAAAGAUGGAUUUUGCAGUUAGGAAGCUAUACUGCGAUUUCGUUAACAGGUACCGUGGUUUAUUUCCAUUACCUCCGUUAGAACGACAGUCAGACGUUAACCAAAGCCUUCUUCUUCUAGUCCCAUCAGCCUAUCAUAGAGACUUCAGAUGUGGCAAAACAAGGGUAUUUAUGACUAGCGCAUUGAAUGACUGGUUUGAGCGUAUAUUGCGAUGUCGUCAGAAGACUGCUGCUCAGACAGUCACGAGAUGUAUGCGUAAAGUAGCAGAAAUCAAGAAAGAGGAAAGACGUCAAGAGGCCGAGAGGAAACGACCGGAGGAAAUAGAAAGACGCCGGAAAGAGGAGGAAAGACGUAAGAAGGAAAUGUCCCAGACAGAUGGUCUUAAAUCGACACUGAAAAGCACAUCAAAGAAGCCAUUAGGUGCUUCAUCUAGGCAUGUAACAUGGACAAAUGGAGGUAUUGACCCAUCUUCGUCUGGAUCAUCGUUGUCCUCGUCAUCACCCGGAGGUUAUGACAUUGCAUCGCCGCCUUAUUCUGUAUGUUGA
This is a messenger RNA of Mercenaria mercenaria, 1740 nucleotides long. Its product is annotated as unconventional myosin-IXa-like. Gene Ontology annotation, molecular function: cytoskeletal motor activity; ATP binding. Gene Ontology annotation, cellular component: myosin complex. The record is from RefSeq and is a predicted model, not a curated record. The transcript has 12 exons. Bases 1 to 1740 code for a protein of 579 amino acids. NCBI's taxonomy places the organism in Eukaryota, Metazoa, Mollusca, Bivalvia, Venerida, Veneridae.